Molecule: messenger RNA, 3235 nt
Organism: Varanus komodoensis (Komodo dragon)
Lineage: Eukaryota; Metazoa; Chordata; Lepidosauria; Squamata; Varanidae
Gene: SAFB
Product: scaffold attachment factor B
Exons: 21
Coding region: 196-2964 (922 amino acids)
Biological process (GO): regulation of transcription by RNA polymerase II; regulation of mRNA processing
Cellular component (GO): nucleus
Molecular function (GO): RNA binding; sequence-specific DNA binding
Source: RefSeq, a predicted model, not a curated record
GGGCCCCCUGCCGCUCGCUCGCUGGCGGCGCGCAUGCGCGGUGCGAGCGCUCUGCCCUCGGCAGUGCCUUGUCUAUGGUGUCUGAGGCCUUUCCGCCAUUUUGUCUGAGGGGACCCCCGAAAAGGAUCCAGUUCCCCAAGGAUCCGCUGCAGGAACGGGCCGACAAGGCCGUGGCGCCUCCGAAGACCCGUCGGGAUGGCGACCACCGAAGCGGCGCAAGGGCUGCCCGGGCCCAGCGGGGAGGAGGCGGCGGUGGCUCCGUCGCCUUCCCUCAGCGGUGCGGCUGGGACGGCGACGCGGCGGCUGGGCGACCUGCGGGUGAUCGACCUCCGCGCUGAGCUGAAGCGGCGCAACCUGGACAGCGGCGGCAACAAGAGCGUCCUCCUGGAGCGCCUCCGCAGCGCCAUUGAGGAAGAAGGAGGAAAUCCUGAUGAAAUUCCAGUGGCUUCAGAAGUCACUAGCAAGAGGACUCCCAAAAGAACCGUGAAAGGGCGCAAACCUGAGGAAGAAGGAGGUGAUGACAAUGGAUUGGAGGAAAACUCACGAGAUGGACAGGAGGAUAUUGAAGCAAGUUCAGACAACUUGCAGGAUAUUGAUAUGAUGGAUAUAAGCAUUUUAGAUGAAGCUGAAAUAGAUAACACUAGUGCUGUUGAUUGUGGAGAUGACUACAGUCCUGAGGACAUCCUUGAGUCUGACAAAGAAAAUAUUGAAGCAGAAAUGAAAGAGCUUCCAGAGCAAUUGAUGGAGAGUGAGGAGAAUGGUGAAGAUUUUGAUGACCAGCUUGAUGCUGCUUCUCCUGAUUUAGCAACUCUGAAGGACUUGGAAGAGCAACAUACAGAGCCAGAAAAUGAGAAAAUGCUCGACAUUUUGGGUGACACUUGUAAAUCUGAGCCCCUUAAAGAAGACGCUUCUGAAGCGGAGCAGGCGCAGGAAGCGAAUAACCCGUUUCCGGGCAAACAGGCAGCCGAGGAAGAGGAAGAAAAAGAAGAAGAAGACACGCUUGUCACCACUGCUCAGCCGGAUGAAGACCUGUUAGAAAUGGACAGCCAGUCAGGCCAGGUUUUGGCCAAGCACGAGGAGGAGGAGGAAGCAAAGCACUUAGUGGUAGAAAAAGGGGAGCCAAGCGAACAGACAGUUGAGGAAACCAAGCUGGACUCUGAUUCUUUAGCGGUAGAGAACAGGAGUGGUGGAGGAGGAGGUGGAGGUGAGAGUAGCAGAGCAGCCCAAACUCUGGAAGCCAGUAGUGAGGAAACUGCGGAGACGGACACAGGUCCCCAAGUGGUUAGCCAAGAUGCGGAGAAGAUGGAAGCGAAGGCUAAUUGUGAGGAAGAGUCCUCUGCCACUAGAGAGUCCUCUGCCAAAGAGGGCGGUGAUCAGAACACGAGUUCUGAAGAGACCAAAGAUGGCAAAUCGGCUUCAAAAGAGGAGAAAGGUCGCAAUAGUGCCAGUUCUGGUCGAAACUUCUGGGUGAGUGGCCUUGCUUCCACCACCAGAGCAACGGACCUGAAGAACCUCUUUAGCAAAUAUGGAAAGGUGGUUGGUGCAAAAGUGGUGACCAAUGCACGCAGUCCAGGUGCCCGAUGUUAUGGUUUCGUGACAAUGUCUGCAGCUGAAGAAGCCACAAAAUGUAUUACCCAUUGCCAUAAAACAGAGUUGCAUGGGAAGAUAAUAUCUGUGGAAAGAGCGAAAAACGAACCUGCCACAAAGAAGCUUUUGGAUAAAAAAGACAGUGAGGUAAAGAAUGAAGCUUCAGCCAGUGAAAGGUCUUCUAGCAUAAAAAAGCUCGAGAAGACUGACCCAAAAGAUGAUGCUAAGAAAGCAGAAGAAAAGGAUGAAAAGGGGAAAGAGGAGCUGCGAUCUGGUUCGGCAGAUCAGUCCAAGACUUCAAAAUCAGGAAGCAAAGGAACAGAAAGGACUGUGAUCAUGGAUAAAUCCAAAGGUGAACCAGUUAUUAGCGUGAAGACAAGCAGAUCAAAAGAGAGAAGCAUCAAGAGCCAGGAUCGCAAAUCAGAGAGCCGAGAAAAGAGCAGAGAGAGGCAAGGGUCUGUGCCCUUCAACAAGAUCAGAGUGAGGCGAGUGACUGCAGAACAACGCCGCGCCCGGGAUCAUCGGGAAAGGCAGCAGCGCUUGCAAGCCCUCUGGGAGCAAGAGGAGAGGGAGCGGCUGGCAAUCACCCGAGAGAAGCUGGAGAUAGAGAGGGCACGCCUCGAGCGGGAGCGGAUGGAGCGGGAGCGGCUGGAGAGAGAGAGGAUGCACAUCGAGCAUGAGAGGAGGCGGGAGCAGGAGCGCAUCCAGCGGGAGCGGGAGGAGCUGCGGCGGCAGCAUGAGCAGCUGCGUUAUGAGCAGGAGAGGCGUGUGGCUGUGAGGAGGCCUUACGACGUGGAUAGGAGGAGGGAUGACCCCUACUGGCCAGAAGCAAAACGAAUGGCCCUGGAUGACCGUCAUCGCUCAGAUUUUUCCCGCCAGGAUCGGUUCCAUGACUUCGAUCACAGGGAUCGUGGACGGUACCAAGACUAUUCUUUGGACAGGAGAGAAGGGUCACGUGGAAUGAUGGGAGACAGAGAUGGACAGCAUUACACUGAUGAAAGACAUGGAGGUCCGGAUCGCCAUUCAAGGGAUGGCUGGGGAAACUAUGGUUCUGAUCGACGCAUGAGCGAGGGUCGAGGGAUGCCCCCACCGUCCCGUGAUGGGCGUGACUGGGCAGAUCACACCAGAAAAUUUGAAGGCCAUCCAGAUCGCUCCUGGCAAGGCAACAGCGAUGGGGAAGCCAUGGGGCGGGACCAUGAGCGGUGGCGAGGUGGGACCCGAGGGAGACGCGGCCACAUAAUGCAGCGAGGUGGAAUGUCUGGGAGGGGAGGAUUCAUGCAGAGUGGUCCUCAGGGCCAGGCCUCACAUGGAGAAGGCUUCUCUGGACAAGACAGGGGAAGCAGGCCCAGUGAUCCUCGGUUUAGCCGCCGCUAUUGAAUGUUUUAGCAUUUUUUAACUGUACAAAUGGCAACAGAUGCGGGAAGAAAAACAUCACACUACUGACCGACUGUGACUUUUCAAGUUAACCUUCGUUGUUUUACUUCCUAGCAUAAUGUGUGAAGCCAUUCAGUUUUUUGUAAUGUGUUUCUGUCAUGUGCUACCCCUACAUGCGCGUGCACACACUCAUCCUUCACCCCCAUUUAAAAUAAAACAUGUUUCUUUUAUGAGGCAUUCCAUUUUCUAUAAAUAAACAGUUUACAAUUACCUA